AUGGCGUCAUUCGGCAAUCCCACACAGAUCUUUGGCGACGAUGUGAUCGAGGAGAAGGGAGAAAAUGCUCGUCUGUCAGCAUUCGUUGGUGCCAUCGCAGUUGGUGACCUUGUGAAGAGCACUUUGGGUCCCAAGGGAAUGGAUAAGAUUCUGCAGUCUGCAUCAAGCGGAGAGAUUCUCGUAACCAACGACGGUGCCACCAUUUUGAAAUCGAUUGCUCUCGAUAACGCGGCGGCGAAGGUGUUGGUCAACAUUUCUAAGGUUCAGGACGAUGAAGUGGGUGAUGGAACAACAUCUGUCACCGUGCUGGCUGCUGAGCUGCUGCGCGAGGCAGAGAAGCUGGUCAGCGCCAAGAUCCACCCCCAGACCAUCAUUGAGGGCUACCGGAUAGCCAGCCGUGCUGCUCUUGCUGCUCUCGAUAACGUUGCCGUCGACCGGAGCCAGGACCCUGAGGCCUUCCGCAAGGACCUUCACUCCAUCGCCAAAACCACCCUCAGCUCCAAGGUUCUGGCACAAGAUCGUGAACACUUCGCUCGAUUGGCCUGUGAGGCCGUCCUCCGUCUCAAGGGAUCCACCGAUCUCAGCCACAUCCAGAUCAUCAAGAAGGCCGGUGGCAAGCUUAGUGACUCGUACUUGGAUGAGGGUUUCAUUUUGGAUAAGAAGAUCGGUGUCAACCAGCCCAAGCGGUUGGAGAACGCUAAGAUUCUGGUUGCCAACACUGCCAUGGAUACAGACAAGGUGAAGAUUUUCGGAGCUCGCGUCAAGGUCGAGUCGACUGGCAAGCUGGCCGACCUGGAGAAGGCCGAGCGAGAGAAGAUGCGUGCCAAGGUUGAGCGCAUCAAGGCCCACGGUAUCAACUGUUUCGUCAACCGACAACUGAUCUACAACUGGCCCGAGCAGCUGUUCACCGAGGCUGGAAUUAUGUCUAUUGAGCACGCCGACUUCGACGGCAUUGAGCGUCUCGCACUGGUUACCGGUGGUGAGAUCGCCUCCACUUUCGACCACCCCGACCAAGUGAAGCUGGGCUCCUGUGAUCUGAUCGAGGAGGUUAUUAUUGGUGAAGAUACUUUGAUCAAGUUCUCCGGUGUGGCUGCUGGCCAAGCCUGCACCAUUGUGCUGCGUGGUGCUACCGAGCAGUUGCUGGAUGAAGCCGAGCGUUCCCUUCACGAUGCCCUUGCUGUCCUCUCCCAGACUGUCAAGGACCCUCGCAUCACCCUUGGUGGUGGCUGUGCUGAGAUGGUGAUGGCUAAGGCUGUUGAGCAGGCUGCCCAGAACACCACUGGCAAGAAGCAGUUGGCUGUGGACUCAUUUGCCCAUGCUCUCAAGCAAUUGCCCACUAUUCUGGCUGACAAUGCUGGUUUGGAUUCGAGCGACUUGGUGACUCGUCUGCGACAGGCGAUCAACAACGGCAUGACUAGCUCUGGUCUGGAUUUGUUGACUCCUGGCGGUGGUAUUGCGGAUAUGCGUGAACUCGGUGUGGUGGAGGCUUACAAGCUGAAGAAGGCAGUGGUUUCAUCUGCCUCAGAGGCUGCUGAGCUUCUUCUGCGUGUAGACAACAUUAUCCGUUCUGCUCCUCGUCAACGAAACCGAAUGUAA
Messenger RNA from Penicillium angulare, 1596 nucleotides. Its product is annotated as chaperonin-containing T-complex subunit CCT2. The record is from RefSeq and is a predicted model, not a curated record. Gene Ontology annotation, cellular component: chaperonin-containing T-complex; cytosol. Gene Ontology annotation, molecular function: ATP-dependent protein folding chaperone; ATP hydrolysis activity; ATP binding. The transcript is spliced from 4 exons. Lineage: Eukaryota; Fungi; Ascomycota; Eurotiomycetes; Eurotiales; Aspergillaceae. Gene Ontology annotation, biological process: protein folding. The coding region runs from base 1 to 1596 and encodes 531 amino acids.